UGCCCUGGGCGGACUUUAGUACGCCUGCCCUUUUCUCAGCCCAGGCCGACCCAGCCCUGGUCCCUUCCCAUCUAGCCCCACACGUCCUCGGCAGACAAGCAGGAGAGAGAGGGAGCGAGACAGCCGCACAGCCUCCGAGCAGGAGGCAGCAGAGGCGUGAGGACAGCAGGCAGAGAGAGGAGUCGCUGGCCAAAGGUGGCGAGGAGAGUGGUAGCUCCCCAGGAAUGGACGUGGGGCUGCUGGAGAUCCCCGCAGAGCUUGCGGCACUCCUGCACUCUGCCAAAGGUCAGCACCAUGCCCAGGCCAAUCAGAUCAUGGAGGUUUCACCUCCGGAGGUCAAGGCCAAGUGUGAUCUCUCCCUCCCACCCAAUAUCAAUAGCUCUCCCUUCUCCAUCUUCAUGAGGUCUCACUUCCAGGAGCCCAACUUCCCUGCCCUUGGACAGCCCCUGCAGCAGCCCUUAACCCGCCUGGAGGGCGAGGACACGCAGCGCGCUCUGGAGAUCAACAAACUGAUCCUGCGGUUCAUCGGGGACAGGAACCUCCAGAGCUGGCAGGAAGUGCUCCUGGGUAACUACAUCGCCAGCCGAGGGCUGGGCAACCCGGCCCUGCGCAACGAGCUUCUGAGUCAGGUGGUCAGCCAGGUGUGGAAGAACCCAGACACAGAGCAGAGCCAGCGAGGCUAUGCUCUGAUGGCUGCCCUCCUGAGUGCAUUUACCCCUUCGCCAGCACUGGAGAAACCCUUGCUGAAGUUCGUGUCAGACCACGGGCUGGAAGGCUACAAUGCUGUUUGCCAGCGCAAGAUCCUCACGGCAAUGCAGCAGACAGACACGGACCCCGAGGUCUCCCGUGCCCAUCCUCCCACCCUGUUGGAGUGGACCGCUAACCAGAGGAGAGGGAAGAUGGUGCUGGACGUCUUCACCUAUAAUGAGGAGAUGUUCUCUGCUGAAGUAGAGUCCUGGACAACAGGGGAACAGUACGCAGGCUGGAUCCUGAGUUCAAGGGGUUUGGAUAAGGACCCUCGAGGGUGGUCCGUCUCCAUGCUCACAGGUGAGGUGUGGCGGGACCUGCCCGGCUGUGACUUCAUGCUGGAUCUCAUUGGAGAGAUGGAGGAGGCCGGCCACCCUGCCCUGUCCUCAGCUGACUAUCCCAUCACACCCGAGUGGGAAGGGAGCCCGUCCCGGAACGCCUCUCUGGACAUGAUGGACUGGGACAUCCCUCCUGCACCAGGCAUUCAGGCUCCAUCUCUCCCUCCUUCCUUUCCGCCGCCAUCCUUGAACGCUGAGAGCACCUACUCAGGGCUGGGAGUCCAAGGUGUCCCGAGGACCCCCACAGGCCUAGAGCACUAUGUGGAUGACCUCUUUGACCCAGUGCUCCAUCAAGGGUCCAGAGUGCCAGAUAUGGAGAAUGGAGGGAGCCUGACUGGACGCAUGAAAGGAGGUGGAAAAAUUGGACCCACCCAGCAAGGAGUCUUUCCUUCUGCAGGCUACCCUGGAAUGAUGCAAGUACCAGCUUACCAACCCAUGCCAAUGAUGGGUGGAAUGAUGCCAGCACCCAUGCCAAUGAUGCCAGCACCCAUGCCAGCCAUGAUUGCGCCCCAGCCGAUGGUCCCAGCUGUGAAUCCCAAUCAGCUCGCAGAACAACAGCAAGCCUUUAUCAACCAGCAGGCCCUGCUCAUGGCUCAGCAGAUGACCCUUCAGGCCAUGACAAUUUCCCAGCAGCAGCAGCAGCAGCAGCAGCAGCGACGGAGGUCUCCUGAGCCCUCAAGGCCAAGACGAGCCUUGACUCCACCACCACCACCACCAGCCCCAGCCCCAGCUCCAGCUUCGGCCCCAGCUCCGGCUCCUAAACCAAAGAGAACCAAUAACGGCAAGAAUGCUGCACCAGCAGCUAAGACACCAGAGCCCCCAGCUGAUGCAGCAGAACCGAUCCAUGACUACCCGGAAGAACAGCUGACAGACAGUGAUGAGGACUCGGUCUUUCGAGACACCUUCCAGCAGAAGCGGGAGUACUUCCAGAAAAUGGGACAGCAAAAAAUCCAGUUGAAGAAAGUCAGGCCCCCUUCCAAGAGCUGGACCCCUCCAAGAAAUCCACAGCAGGAGGAAGAGAGGUCCAGCCCAGAACCAGAGACCGCUCCAGCACCUCCCUCGCCACCUCCCGCACCAAAGCAGAAAGUGCAAGAGAAGAAAGCAAAGAAGAAGCCGUGCCCUGUGGUGGCUGCAGACCUGGCACCAAAGAGAGAGCCCAGCCGGGAGAUCCGCAACAUCAUUAAGAUGUACCAGAGCCGGCCAGCCCCGGAGCCACAGCCCAUCGUGCCCGUCAGGAGGCCGUCCAAGACCUUCCUGAAGAAGAGUGACCCCAAGAAUGAAGCUCUGGCCAAGCUGGGGAUGGUGAGCCCUCAGCCCCCAAAAUCGCCCUCCUCUCCGAACAAGAGCCCCAGAGGGGCUCCGCCCCCUCCGCCCACCAAGAAGGGCCAGACUGCCACAUCCAUCAGGGAAAUGCAGCAGCCUCUCAUGAACCUCUUCGGCCAGCAGCCAACCUCUCCUGUUGCUUCCCUCAUCCCUCCGCCUCCCCCACUCCUGCCCCCACCCCUUCCGCCUGCUGACCAAGCCACGCAGCAAUCUGAGCCGAAAGGCUCUGCUUGGACAAUGGCGGAAGAAGAUGCCGGCAUCAAGACGCAGCUCUACAAGCUCACUGCCAGCGUCAGCUUCUCAUAUGCCACCACACCCUGGAAAAUCUUCCUCCGCAAAGAGGUGUUUUACCCCAAAGAAAACUUCAGUCACCCGUAUUGCUUGAACCUGCUGUGUGACCAGAUCAUGCAAGACACUUACUCGGAGUCCUGCAUCCGGAUCUCCAAGGAGGAGAGGCGCAAGAUGAAAGACUUAUUGGCAGAGUUCCAGGUUGGCACGGAUGCCACCUCCAUUGAGGACGGGAUAAAGAAGAGGAUUGUGGUGGCUGCUCGGGAUAACUGGGCCAACUAUUUCUCCCGGCUCUUCCCAGUUAAGGGGGAAAGAGGAAGUGACGUCCAGCUCCUUGGGGUUUCUCACCGGGGAUUCCGGCUGCUGAAGAUGGCAAAAGCAGCCAGCUUCAGCCCUGAAUACCUGAAAAUCCUUUGCAGCUACAGUUUUGCAGAGGUGCUGUCGGUGGAGCUGAAGGGCAGCGGCAGCUUGGAGUUCUCCCUGAAGAACGAACAGCUGAUCCUGCACUCGGCGAAGGCUCGGCAGGUCAAGGCCAUGGUGGAGCUUUUCCUCCAGGAGCUGAAGCAGGACUCCAGCUACGUCAUUGCUCUGCGCAGCUACGUCACGGAUGACAAGAGCCUCUUGAGCUUCAAAAAGGGCGACCUCAUCCAGUUACUGCCCAUGCAGGGGCUGGAGCCAGGCUGGAAGUUUGGCUCCGUUGGCGGCCGCUCCGGCCUCUUCCCCUCCAGCAUGGUGCAGCUGGCAGCAGCCCCCGAUUACCUCAGCACCCACCUGGACAGACAGGAGAGGCUCCAGAAGAGCCUGAAAAGAGACCGGCUGGAGACAAGUGUUAGCAAGGAGAGCUCUGUCCCCAGCCUGGCAUCGGAAAUCACCAGCUCUGCCUUCUCCCCAGACGCCCAUCACUACACCAUGGUGGAGUUUGCCAUGGCGCACUUCAGGGAGGCCCAGUCCACGCUGGGGAUGAGCGCGGAGAGGAGGAGCCCAGCUGCCCUGGUUGAGCACACCAAGGUCCCGAUCCAGGAGUCCCUGCUUCAGUACUCUGACAGCGAGAUGAAUGAGCUGGCGACAAAGAGCUUCAUGACUUUGAUGAGGUUCAUGGGAGACCAGCCCACCCUCAAGAACCAGGCUGAGAUCGAUUACAUCUAUGAGAUUCUUCAGCUCUGCAAGGAGAAGGAGAACCUGCGCGAUGAGGUUUACUGCCAGGUCAUCAAGCAGAUCACGCAUAAUCCCAAGCUGGAAAGCUGUAUCCAUGGCUGGCGGCUCCUGAGCCUGCUCACUGGCUUCUUCCUUCCCUCCAACACCUUGAUGCCAUACGCCACCAAAUUUCUGCAGCAAGCCAGCGCCGAUCCAGCCAGCACCCACCAAGAUCUAGCCAGGACCUGCUAUGGCAACCUGCGGAAGAUGAUCAUGUACGGCGGCCGCCGGCACCUGCCCUUCCGCGUGGAGAUGGAAGCACUCCUGAAGGGGCGUGGCUCCCGCCGGAUAGUGAUCGUCCUGCCCGGGGCCCUGGAAUACACCACCAAAAUCAGGACAUUCACUGUGGCUGCGGAAGUGGUGCGGGAGAUCUGUGAGCAGAUGGGGAUCAACGAGCAGGAGGAGAUCCAGGAGUUCGCUCUCUUCGCCAGCAAGAACGGCGGGAAGAUGGUGAGGCCGGUGCGCCAGAACGAAUACAUCCAUGACUACCUGCUGGAGGACAGCUCAGUGAUCCUGGAUUUACGCCGGCUCUCCUGGAAGACACCCCUGCACUUCGAGAAUGAGAUUUAUAUCAACAUUCACUACAGCCAGGUGCAGCGGGAUUACCUGAAAGGGAUGCUGUUGCUGAACUACAACAGUGAACUGGAGAAGCAGGUGGGCACCAUGGCCCUUUUCCAGCACUGGGCCAGAGGACUGGGCUCCCCACCAUCCAAUCAGGAGUUGAUGGACUAUACCCCAAAGCCCGUGCUCCAGCUCAUCAACCCCCAGGCUCUGCAAAGCCAAGUCAACCGGCUGCUGGAAACCAUGAAGCCACUCGGCCAGCAGAAGGCAAAAAUCCAGUUUGUAGAGCAUGUGAUCCAGCUGCCUCUCUUCGGCUACAACGUGUACCCCGUGGAGCGGUGCAGCGAGCCCAGGAUUCCUCUACCCUGCAUCCUGGGAGCGAAUAGGGACCAGAUCGUCGUUGUGGCCAGCAGGUCCCAGGAGCUCUGCUGCUGCAUCCCGCUGAAGGAGGUGCAGAGGAUGCGAACCCUGCGGCCUUUGGACGACUCCGGGGUGCCGGGUCUGGAAGUGAACUAUGGCUCUGUGGAAAAUCCUCAGACCAUGUGGUUUGAACUGCAACAGGCCAAGGAACUGUACCACACGAUCACAGUCAUCCUGGAGGAGGGAGAAUCUCAGCCCUAACGACCCAGGCUGGAAGACGGCUAAGCAGAACAGGGCUAUCCUCAGCUUGGACAGCUUAUCAAGCACUUCUCACACUGGCCUGUGCCCCAUUCACCAUCCUGCUCUCGAGCUGCCUUGUUCUACCAGCACACUCCCCUCUCCUGCUUUCCAAGGCUGCCACUCCCUUGCCAGCCUGGCGUCCAAGCUGUUUGGUCACCUUACUUCUGCACCACCACGUGCCAGAACCUGGACCUGGGUCGUAGCGCUGCUCCUCAUCCCUUCCUGCCCCAGGCUUGGUUCGUACGUCACUCCCAUUCAGCGUCCUUUGGAGCUGCAUGGUCUCCCCAGGCAGAGCGGAGCACGCAGUGGCCCAAGGCCCUGGUCUUUCACAAGCUGCUACAAGCAAGUGGGGAGGAGCAGCCCAGGGACUUCCAGGUACAGGACUGCAGUCCUUUUUUGCACUAACAACAAACUCACACAUGGCAGCAGCAGGGGAGUCUGGUACUUGCCAGAGACUUUGCAUCACCCAGAAAAAGAUACGACUCCAUCCACUGGCAUUAAAUUCCUGAGAGCGGCCUCUUAUCUUACUGGUGGCAGCUCUUGGACAUUAUCACAGAGCAGGUCAGUGAGUGUCAAUAUGCAAUUACCACGUCUGCCAAGGCAGAGUUUGAGCUGCAAUGGUAAGACUGUUGACGGCUACUCUGAUUUCUUACUGGCUGUCUGCAUAGUGUAUGUUGAUUUUUCUUUCUAAUCUGAAGAACUCAGUCUGACCAUACAGCUGUAUAUUUAAAUGAUGCCUACUUGCCCAGCGAACUAAGAUACAAAUUGCCUUCCCCAACAGAGGGGAAAAAAUCAGAAUGUAAAAAAUAAAUCCUUAAUUUAUUUUAUUACAUUACUAUAGAUCUCCAGCUGGGGGAGAGGUGUUUAUGCUUCUGUGGAAAAAAAAAAAUCAAUGAAAUAUUUAAUAACCAAUAAAUUAUU
Messenger RNA from Chrysemys picta bellii (western painted turtle), 6032 nucleotides. RefSeq names its product unconventional myosin-XVB. NCBI's taxonomy places the organism in Eukaryota, Metazoa, Chordata, Testudines, Emydidae. Gene Ontology annotation, cellular component: cytoskeleton; myosin complex. Gene Ontology annotation, molecular function: protein binding; cytoskeletal motor activity; ATP binding. The record is from RefSeq and is a predicted model, not a curated record.